AUGUCAGAAAGCCUCUACUCAGAAGAACUGAGGGCAGUGCCUCAGGACCAGCGACUACGGUCGGAAGGUCAAUGGAGAGUCUGGAUAGGCCAUAUACGAUCAGCAGCUAUCUCCGAAGAUGUGUGGGAAUACUUGAAUCCAGAUCUUUCCGAAGAGAGCGUACGACAGGUUCCGGAGGCCGCCCAAGAGCCUCAACCUAGCAGUAUUCGCGAAGACGUGGAGGAUGAGUUUGAACUCACAGAGAAGGAAUUUACCCAGUGGACUCGACGCAUUCAAGCCUACGAUAGACGUGAGACUCAACGGGUGCGUCUGCUGAAGGUGAUGGCACGCAUGAACAGUCUAAUCACACGUUCUCUCGCAACCGAGUAUCACUAUCUCACUGUCGAUGAGGUUUCGCCGCAUCAGAAACUUGUCAGGCUAGCUCGUGAAUUCAAGCCAAAGCCAGAGACCCGGACCGAAGAGCUUCGACUUGCGUGGAGAGCCAUGAUCAAACAACCAGCGAAUAACGUCAAUACAGAUCACUGGCUCACUCAGUGGACGAGUCUAUAUGAGGAAGCAAAGUGUGCAGAUGUGCCUGAUGUGGUAUACAGUGUCAAGUACGCUAUCCGAGACUUCCUGCGCGCUAUUCAGCCUAUAGAUGACGUAUUCUGCACCGCGUGGCAGGAGAAAAUCCUCAUACACGAUAUAUCCUUCCAUGACGUUAUCUCCUCCUACCGAUCACGUCGUAAGGCUCUUGGACAGUCGGCGAAGAAGGGAUCGUCGAAGGUUGCACUUGCCACGCUAGAUGGUCAGCAUGAGGCGAAACUUGGUCAAAAUAAGUCCAAACCACCGGAGAGAACGUACCGUACACGGUGCCCGUGUGGUAAUGGCGCCCAUACGUAUCAGCAGUGCUACUAUCUCAACAAAUCGCUGAGGCCAGAAGGCUGGAACCCGAACGAAGCUGUGGAGAAGAAAAUCCCUGAAUUCAUCAAGAGGAUGAGUCUCCAGGACCAGGAAGCCAUCGCAAAGCUAGCCAAGACCGAAUCAGCUCAGUUUGCAGCCUCAGAAGAUCAACGGUCGAUCGAACAGAUCAUCUCUAUGUUUUCGCAUGAUCUUGCGGUACAAGCGGCGCAAGAGAGUGAUGAGUUUCCGCUAAAGAAUAGCUGGAUCGUUGAUACCGGCGCGAAUACUCACAUCAGCAACGAUCGCGAGAGAUUCGUCUCAUUCACUCCUGCUGACUACACUGUCAUCACCGGAGACGCUUCUACAAGAAUUCAAGGCUUUGGAACGGUGAGAGUGAACCUCACAGACCCCGAGACCGGAAAGACCUCUAUCGGAGAGGUCUCGGACGUACGGUAUUCGCCAGGAUUCCACACGAACCUACUAUCCGCGUCGAGACUGAAGAGCAAGGGAUUCAUCAUGAACAUCGAGUUACUAGCACUCGUUCACUGCGGUCAGCCUAUUGCAAAGCUCGAGGAGAAAUGUGGGCUAUACGUACUCGAAUACCGGCCAAUUCCGGCUGGGUUCGCGACAGUCAAGCAUUCACAAAAACCACUAAUAUCCUCAGCCACGGCCGAGCGUUGGCAUCAACGCCUAGGUCAUAUGUAUGAUCAGCGUAUCCAGAAACUUGCAGAACUCGUUGAUGGAAUCAAGAUCACUGGUCAACAUAUCGAUAAUGCUAUCGGCAAUCCUGAGAGAUGUGAAGUCUGUCAAAUGACUAGCGCAAAGCGCCAAAUCUCGAGAAGAGUUCAUGGAACCAAGUACGGCAGAUAUGGUCGAAUUCACUUUGACCUUGUGCGGAUCGAGACAGCAUACAACGAUGAUAAGUGGAUGACACACUUCUACGUCGAAGGGAUACGCUUACAUGCCGCCUCUACACACGAGAAGAAGAGUGGUUGUCAGGAUGCAGUCAAGCAUUUUGUCGCGUUCGCAAUAACACAAUUGAAGCUGCCAAUUCGAGCCUUUCGCUAUGAUAACGAGCGCGCUGCCGGCCGCACGGUAGAAGAUUUCCUUCGUGAAUGUGGCUUCAUCGUGGAACACAGUGUGGUGGGCACACCAGAGAUGAACAGCUUCACCUUACUGCUAGAAGCAGGCCUUCCGAAGGCUCUCUGGCCAGAAGCCGUCAAAGCAGCUAUAUACAUCAUCAACAGAUCGCCCACUAAGCUUCCAAACGGUCAGUGGAUUAUUCCAUACGCUGAGGCAACAGGAAUCGACCACGCACAGCCAAAACAACGCAUCAACCUCUCAAAUCUGCGGCUAUACGGAUGUCGCGCUUACGUGCGCCGUCAGGAUAUUCCAAAGAGCCACAAGAUGGAGCCGCGCGCGGAUAUCGGAUAUCUAGUAGGCUACACAGCCUCGAACAUCUGGCGAGUGUGGUUUCCGCGCAGAGGAGCCGUGCGAGAGGUCAGGGACGUAGUAUUCGAUGAGAAUCUACGAUAUGACCCCAAAGAACUAGAAAAGCCACCUAUUAGCGACGUAAUCGAAGCUAUGCCAUGGGAAAUUGGUGAAGACGAGCAUGAGGAUAUCGAGCAGCUCACACAGCUUGACAACCAGCCAGAAACAAACGAGCCAGCUAGUGAGAGUACUCAGCAGUCACCAGAGGCCAUACCGGACGUUCAACGCCAGGAAAAUGCCUUUGAACCACCAAAGUCACCAGGCCAACCUCAACAGACGGUCACACCGUCUCUAACACCCUCGGCAGAGCCACAGCUUCUGCCGGCGCCUCAGACGCAGCAAUCAUCUCAAGGAGCAUUUCCCGGAGAUCGAAGGCCCGCACAACAUGAGACAGCACAUCCAAGAGCACCAAGGGAUAUCGUUGGAGAUGUAUCGGAUCAAAACAUCGUCACUGGAGCACGGAACAGGAAACCAGUGGACCAGGCAUUUACCGCCGUGCUAGAAGAGCCAGAAGACUAUCAUGAAGGUGUCUUAGCAGCGUUCGCAACAGGACUAAACGCUCCUCACCUUCAUAACCUCGUGCACCGCGAUGAUCUGCCUUCAGAGCCUCAGAACUGGAAGGAGAUGAUCAACCAUCAAUAUCACAAGGGGUUUCUUGCCGCUGCAGGCCUUGAAGUUGACACACUAGCUCGCAAAAGCACCUUCGAGGUAGUACAGCGUCCAACAGACCGCAGCAUUCAGAUCCUACCUCUCAAAUGGGUCUUCACUUAUAAAUUUGAUAGCAAUGGGUUCCUGAGCAAGCUGAAAGCGAGGCUAUGCAUUCACGAGUACCAGGAGAAGGUUGGCUCAGCCCAAUAUGCAACGACAAUCACUAGACCGGACUCGGCGAAAGCGACGGCUACACUCGCUCAAUUCCUCACAAAUCCCGGUCCCCAGCACCUUGAUGCGAUCAAUAGAGUCAUCUCGUACCUUUACAACACUCGGACAUCGGCGAUCGCGUACAGAGCGCGCGAUCGAUCACAGAAAAAUAGUCAGAUACCAGAGGCAGUUCAGUUCUUUAGCGACGCCUCAUUCGCCGAUAAUCCUGAUCGAAAAAGCUCUGAAGGAUACACAUGUAUGAUGUUUGGAGGACCUGUCGAUUGGAAGGCCAGCAAGCAGCGUACGGUGACUACCAGUACAACCGAAGCUGAGCUCCUUGCGAUUUCAGAAGCUGCCAGGACUGUGGCCAUGUGGAAACGGCUAUUCAAAGCAAUACGCUUCGAUCCUGAGCACGAGCUAAGCAUCAGAUGCGACAACCAACAGACUAUCGGGAUUCUCGAAAAAGAAACACCUCAACUGCGCACGAAGCUCCGCCAUAUUGACAUACACCAGCACUGGCUUCGGCAAGAAGUUCAGAGCAAGCGCAUCAACGUACACUGGGUGAGAACCGCCGAUAUGAUAGCUGAUGGUCUCACAAAGCUACUACCCCGCCAAAAGCAUCUCGGUUUCAUGCAAUCGAUGGCAUCCCCUGGGAAUGUGACAUACUAUAAUAUGGUUCUUCUAGGUCAUAAGCAGACGCCUUGGUCUCCGUAG
Molecule: messenger RNA, 3945 nt
Organism: Penicillium brevicompactum
Lineage: Eukaryota; Fungi; Ascomycota; Eurotiomycetes; Eurotiales; Aspergillaceae
Exons: 4
Coding region: 1-3945 (1314 amino acids)
Molecular function (GO): nucleic acid binding
Source: RefSeq, a predicted model, not a curated record